This is a messenger RNA of Fulmarus glacialis (Northern fulmar), 150 nucleotides long. It is a transcript of the gene PET117, whose product is annotated as PET117 homolog (S. cerevisiae). NCBI's taxonomy places the organism in Eukaryota, Metazoa, Chordata, Aves, Procellariiformes, Procellariidae. The annotation marks the transcript as partial. The transcript has a single exon. The record is from RefSeq and is a predicted model, not a curated record.
AGACUGCACAGUGGAGUUCUCAGAGAUCUUGAGCGUCAAAAUCAGAAAAAGCAGAAUAUUCGCAUGCUAGAAGAGCAGAUUGCUUUGACAAAGCACCUUACAGAAGAAAGAAACAAGGCACUAAUGGAAAAAGGGUCCCAGCAGUCCUAG